AUGCUUUGUGCUAUCUCUUCCUCUAUCUCAUCUCCUAAUUGUUCCAGUCAUUUAAUCCCCUCGCACCAGCGCGUCCGUUUUACUAGCUUGUACUUUGUUGUCCACUCGGGUUUUAAUCACUUUUCCUAUUAUAAUAUUCGUAUAUGCACAAUUACAACACUCUCAUAUAAUAAUUAUUAUUAUUACUAUUACUAUUAUUACUGCUCUUAUUAUAAUAUUCGUAUAUGCACAAUUACAACACUCUCAUAUAAUUAUUAUUAUCAUUACUAUUAUUAUUAUUACUGCUCUUAUUAUAAUAUUCGUAUAUAUACACCUACAACACUCUUUUAUUAUCAUUAUUAUUAUUAUUAUGUUCAUUGUUACUGCUCUUAUUAUAAUAUUCGAAUAUACACACUCACAACACUCUCAUAUCAUUAUUAUUAUCAUCAUCAUUACUAUUAUUACUGCUCUUAUUAUAAUAUUCGUAUACACACACUGACAACACUCUCCCAUUAUCAUCAUUACUAUCAUCAUUACUAUUACUGCUCUUAUUAUAACAUUCAUAUACACACACUCACAACACUCUUUCCUAUUAUCAUUAUUAUUAUUACUAUUACUGCUCUUAUUAUAAUAUUCGUAUACACACACUCACAACACUCUCUCUUAUUAUCAUUAUUAUCCUCAUUUAUAUUAUCAUUACUAUUACUGCUCUUAUUAUAA
This is a messenger RNA of Trypanosoma brucei brucei TREU927, 699 nucleotides long. RefSeq lists its product as hypothetical. The record is from RefSeq and is a predicted model, not a curated record. The transcript has a single exon. The coding region runs from base 1 to 699 and encodes 232 amino acids. NCBI's taxonomy places the organism in Eukaryota, Euglenozoa, Kinetoplastea, Trypanosomatida, Trypanosomatidae.